UAUUGUACUGCUGGUGCUUUUAAAACCGAACCAAGCUUCUUUGUCUUCCAUGCAGUUCUUCGCAUGCACACUUGUGUCAGUCAGUACGGGAAGGCUGAUCUAAGUUGUUCAUUGAUUUCCCUCAAGAUCUCAGAUAUUUUGAAGAUGGGGAGAAAACCAUGCUGUGAAAAGGAAGGGGUCAUCAGAGGAGCAUGGUCUACAAUGGAAGAUCAAAUCCUCACCGACUACGUUCUAACAUAUGGAGAAGGGAGAUGGAGAGACCUUCCUCAAAAAGCUGGGUUGAACCGGUGCGGGAAGAGUUGCAGACUAAGAUGGAUAAAUUAUCUUAGGCCUGAUAUCAAGAGAGGCAACAUUUCUGCUGAAGAAGAAGACCUAAUUAUCAGACUGCAUAAGCUUCUGGGAAACCGGUGGUCUCUCAUUGCCGGGAGACUGCCAGGGCGGACAGACAACGAGAUCAAGAACUACUGGAACACGACUUUAUGCAAGAGAUCACCUUCAAUGGAGCAAAAUGAUGAGGAGAAAGCAAGUAGACUGAAAAAAUGCACAGCGAGAUCGAAGCAGCGAGUAUCAGCUGAGUCUCAGAAAAAGCAGGUGGAGGUGAUUCGAACAAAAGCAGUUAAGUGCUCGAAGGUUUUCAUUCCAUCACAUCUACAUAGUUAUACUAAUGCAGUAACUAAUUCUGCUAGUUCGGAGUAUUCUACUGAAGUCCCGGGUUCUUCAGCCGCACAGGAGCAGAAUUCUUGUGGUCUUGUAAUGGAUUUCGACAUCAAUGACCUUCUCAUAUCGGACAUGCUUGAAAGUAGUAAAGAUUUCCUGCAACACCAAGUCAAUGAAUGUCAUGAAGAUCAGAUGGGGGAUGAUGGAGCCAAGCUUGAGGAUUUGUUAAUGGCCGAAGCAAGGUCGGAAAAUUGGAUGGCUAGUACUCAUGACUACCCAUUUCAACCAAAUAUUGAUGAUGAACAUGUAGACCUCAAUGCACUUUCUUCUUUUCUGAGUGCAGCAGAUGAUGAUGAUCACGACUGGAUCAUUGGUUAAUAAAUCUCAUCAAACCAAUGCUCCAAUAUAUUAUGUAUUUUGUCAAAUUUAGUGAAGCUUUCUAAUAAGAAAUUUGUGAUUUA
Messenger RNA from Rosa chinensis, 1118 nucleotides. Its product is annotated as transcription factor MYB1. Lineage: Eukaryota; Viridiplantae; Streptophyta; Magnoliopsida; Rosales; Rosaceae. Bases 64 to 1035 code for a protein of 323 amino acids. The transcript is spliced from 2 exons. The record is from RefSeq and is a predicted model, not a curated record.